Thelazia callipaeda (thelaziosis nematode) is the source of this 1619-nucleotide messenger RNA. NCBI's taxonomy places the organism in Eukaryota, Metazoa, Nematoda, Chromadorea, Rhabditida, Thelaziidae. The record is from the annotation of a GenBank genome assembly.
AUGACAGAUGGCGAUAUGUUGAAUAUACAAAUUUUCAUUCCUGAACAUCAAAUUCAGAGAUGCUUGCCUGUGCAUCUGGAUGAAAAGGUCUGGGAAAUCAAAGAAAGGCUUAUUCAGUCACUGCAAAAUAAAUUGCCACAAUCAUUCAAUUAUGGCUUAUUUUUGCCACCUUGCGAUGGACGUGCAGGCAAGUUUCUCUUAGAAGAUCGUCCAGUACGAGAAUAUCCCUUCCAUGAUUGUGUCCCAUAUCUCGAGCUCAAAUACAAGAAGCGGGUCUACAGAAUGUUGAAUAUGGACGAAAAGCAAUUAGAAAAACUGCACACAAAGUCCAAUCUAAAAAAAUUUCUCAAUCAUAUUGCUCUCGGGCAGCUAAAGAAAGUAGAAGAAAUGUGUUCUGCUGGAUUUGAUCCUAAUUUCCAUGAUAAUGAAGGAAAAACACCGCUAACGAUGGUAUGCUCAUUACCACACAGCGAAAAUUUUAUUAAAGCGCUUGUAGAACAUGGAGCACAUCUGGACUUCCGUAACAGUGAUGGACAAACGGCUAUGCAUAAAGCAGCGUAUUGGUCAUUAACCGAAAAUGUAAACUGCUUACUGGAACUUGGAGCAUCACCAAAUUACCGUGAUCCACUUGGUCUCACUCCACUGUAUUAUAAUAUGCUUCACAGUACUUCAAAAGCUUCAAUAGCUCAAAUGUUGCUGUAUAAUUAUUCUGAUAUAUCUGUAACUGAUUUGGAUGGCAAUCAUGAAAUACAUCAGGCUUGUAAAAAUGGUCUAACACAACAUGUAGAUUAUUUAAUAUAUUACGGAGGUGAAAUGGAUGCUCAAAAUAUCAACGGGAAUACUCCACUUCAUGUUUGCGCCAUUCAUAAUAGACCUGAUUGUGCACGUUUAUUGUUAUUCCGUGGUGCUAAUCCCACACUUAUGAAUAAACAAGGUCAAUUAGCAUUAGAUAUAGCUCAAAUUCUUGGUUCUCAUGAAACUGCUGAAGUAAUUCUAAACCACGAUCCACAAACUACUGUACCUUACAAUGUUAAGCCAACUUUCAACCCGAGAAGAAGAUCUUCAGCAUUGUUUGGUCGACGGUCUUCAAGCCAAGCAUCGUUAUGUAGCAGUGAAUAUCGAGCUGUGGUUCCAUCUAGUCCGACACCAAGUCAUAUGUCAAUUUGUAGCUACAAAACUUGUCCAGGUGACGUGGGCGAUGGAUAUGGCACGAUGAGACGAUAUCCUGCAUAUCAAUUAAUGAAUGUCAAUGGACUUGAGGUUAACAAACCACGUACUGUUGUAAUUCCUCGUGAUUCAAAGGGCGGAUUUGGAUUUGUUUUACGUGGUGCUACAAAGGUUGGUAAUUUUACACCAACUUUGUUGAAUCCAGCCUUGCAAAAGUUUGAGGGGAUCGAUCUACAAGGAAUGGCAAUGAAAGCUGGCUUAAAACCAGGCGAUUUCUUGCUUCAAGUUAAUGAUGUUGAUGUACGGCAAGCACCACAUGAUCAAGUACACAAGUUGAUACAAUCAUCAGGAAGUACUGUUACAUUAAAGGUGGUUACUGUCGAUCGUAGUUCAUUCAACUUUCGAGUUGCUCAAACAAUGCCAGGAAAUAUGGCCCGUGCAGGUAGCUGAUA